AUGGUCUCUCCACCGAUGAAGUUGUUGCUGGUUGUUGAUUGUUCCUGGUUUGGAGCCUUGUUCUCUUCUUUCUCUUCCUCCUCCUCUUUCUCCCAAUUUCUGAACCAGUUCUUUACUUUGGAUCUCUGUGGCCCCAAGGACUCUCCUUCAUCCUCCUCCUCCACUGGAUUCUUUGGGUCCAUUUUUUGCCCAUCCUCUACGGGGCUAGGAAGAGAUUCCUCUCUCUCUGGAGUCACAGGGUCAUGGAAAAAGCAGGAUUUGGGAGGCCAAUAUGACAAUGCCAAACAUGGAACUUCAGGUUAUAUGACUCAAAGUGGAGGCAUACCCUGCAAGGACAAGAGUUCCAUAUAUCAAAAUGAAACAGUAGAACCAUGCUAUUUCAGCUCAUCAAUCUACUAUGGAGGGCGAGAAGUUUAUUCUUCAAAUAGCCAGACCGCUACUUCUCAGCACAUUGUCAAGAAAGAUGGUGGAGGUGAUGAUCAGAACGGAAACAACAUAAAUAGUGCUUCAAGAGGAAAUUUUUGGCAGGGGUCUCUGUAUUACUGA
Ilex paraguariensis (yerba mate) is the source of this 546-nucleotide messenger RNA. The record is from the annotation of a GenBank genome assembly. Lineage: Eukaryota; Viridiplantae; Streptophyta; Magnoliopsida; Aquifoliales; Aquifoliaceae.